AUGUGGUCCCAGGCCUCCGAGUAUGAGCGUCUCAAAUCGCUUGAAAGAGAAGACGAUGGCCUCGAAGGGCCUCACGAGCCCGUACGCCGCUCCACCGUCAGGCUGCCGAGAAGGGUGUUCAUGACGCUCCUGGCCUGCAACACACUUCUGUUCAUCGCAUCAGUAUACAUUCUCUGGGCGGGCACCCUUGGAAGACGCGCGCCCUCAGAGUGGGAAUGCGCGAAGACCGUCUCGCCAUGGUCGCCGUUAUGGGAGGCAGUCGAGUUCUGGGAAGGCAAUUUCGACAACGACUUCACCCAUCCCUCCAAGUACCGCGGUCCGCCGACGCUGGAGCUGCAGCAAACCUGGGACGAUCUCUGGGGCGUGCGCGGCAUCGGCGUCGGCAGAGACGAUUUGCAAAAGCUCAACAAAACCGACGUCGGUCAGUACAUUGAGAUCCGGGGAAGCGACCCCGACAACCCAACGUAUGGCGCUGCGAUAGAGGCUCUACACCAGCUCCAUUGUCUUCCGCCGGCUUGCGAGACGCAUACAUACACUUGGGCAUGGGCUGACCGCGACUACUGGCAGAACGUAAUACGCCAAUAUACCUGGCCGCUCGAGAUGUAUGACAAGUCGUGGGGGAAACUAUACCCGUCCGACUUUGAAGACACGGCCACGGCGCGGGUACACGUCGACCACUGCAUAGAAACCCUUCGCCUGAGCUUGAUGUGCUAUGCCGACGUGACGCCCGCGCUGCUGACGUACGACAAGGAGGCUGGUGGUCGGCGAACCGACUUCAACACCCAUCACAAGUGCCGGAACUUUGAAAAGAUUAUGGAUUACAUAGACGGACAUGGGGUGCAGGUUGAUCCUGCGUGA
This is a messenger RNA of Metarhizium robertsii ARSEF 23, 858 nucleotides long. RefSeq lists its product as uncharacterized. The transcript is spliced from 4 exons. The record is from RefSeq and is a predicted model, not a curated record. Gene Ontology annotation, biological process: mycotoxin biosynthetic process. Bases 1 to 858 code for a protein of 285 amino acids. NCBI's taxonomy places the organism in Eukaryota, Fungi, Ascomycota, Sordariomycetes, Hypocreales, Clavicipitaceae.